AUGAAGGAAUCUACAGUAUUAAACUGGACGAAAAGUGACAAAUUGGAAGAAAAUGAAAAGAGACUAAAUAAUGACAAAAGAAAACAGAGUAGGAGUAAAAUGUAUGGAGGAAGAUACGAGGCACUAACCAGUUUUUCGAUUCAUUACCGAAAGUCGAAUCACACUAUUGCCGAGCAUCAAGCAGCAAACUGUAUUUGGGACCGAUGUGGGCUUCAACAAAUCAGUUGUAUGGCUUUUACAAACGUCAUCAUUGCCCUGACAGCGAAAUCCGAUACUCUUAAUUACUACAAAUCCAUUCGACCCGGUAGAGAUACAGUAGUUAAAAUACGUGCUUUAAAGUAUGACCCAUCUGGAAAGAUCUACUACAAAUUGAGGCACACUGACCCCUGGGAUCAACUAAAUCAGAGAGUUAAGCUGUCACCAUCGAGACCAACACAGAGCUUACCAAACAUGUAUCAAGAAAGAAGGAAGAUAAAAAAGGAAAAAUACGAUCAUCUGAAAAUUUUGAAGAAAACUCUACUUCAAGAUUACCAUACCUUCUAUGAUAAUCUUCCCUACGAGGAAAAUUAA
Molecule: messenger RNA, 570 nt
Organism: Acanthoscelides obtectus
Lineage: Eukaryota; Metazoa; Arthropoda; Insecta; Coleoptera; Chrysomelidae
Source: the annotation of a GenBank genome assembly